This is a messenger RNA of Cladocopium goreaui, 2293 nucleotides long. NCBI's taxonomy places the organism in Eukaryota, Dinophyceae, Suessiales, Symbiodiniaceae. The record is from the annotation of a GenBank genome assembly.
GACCUCUAUGGAUAACAUGGAGACCCAACCGCUAGACCUCAGCGAAAUUCCAGCGUUGGAUGAAGAAGACCUGAGAAAUUCCGGUGAAGCACCAUUGGAUGCCGAUGGCCUUCCAUUCUGUGCUCAAGAGAAGGGUGAGUCGGAAGAAGGAACAGAUGAUGAAGAGGACGAAGAAGAGAAAGAAGAGAACGAUGAAGAGGCAGAGCAGUGCAAAGAAACAGAUCUCGAUGAAGAUGAGACAGAAGAGAAGGAGGACGAACAUGAGCGGUGGUCACAGGUUUCAGAUAGUUGGCUUACCAGGGCUUACAUGAACCCAUUUCUGAAAAAGAAUCCAAAUUUCAGCCCACCCAGUGAAUGCAUUGACCUCACAGAUACACCGAAGAAGCAGUGUGAGGACAAAGCUGGAAAGAAACACCAAGAAGCCAGUGAGGAUGAAGUUUCAGGAGACAAGCGAGAAGAAGAUGAGGAUGAGAAAGGUGCGGAAGCACAGAGCGAAGAAGAUGAGGAUGAGAGAGGCGCCGAGGAGAAGAGCGAAGAAGAUGAGGAGCAAGAGGAGGAUCAGCAGAGUGACAAAGAUGAGGAUGAGAGAGGUGCAGAGGAGAGGAGCGAAGAACAAGAGGAGGAUCAGCAGAGUGACAAAGAUGAGGAGGAGAAAGACGCCGAGGAGAAGAGCGAAGAAGAUGAGCAAGAGGAGGAUCAGCAGAGUGACAAAGAUGAUGAUGAGAAAGGUGCAGAGGAGAGGAGCGAAGAAGAUGAGGAUGGGAGAGGCGCAGGAGAAAAGAGCGAAGACGAUGAGCAGCAAGAGGAGGAGCAGCAGAGUGACAAAGAUGAGGAGGAGAAAGGUGCCGAGGAGAAGAGCGAAGAGGAUGAAGAUGAGAGAGGCGCAGGAGAGAAGAGCGAAGAUGAUGAGGAGCAAGAGGAGGAUCAGCAGAGCGACAAAGAUGAGGAGGAGAGAGGCGCAGGAGAGAAGAGCGAAGAUGAUGAGGAGCAAGAGGAGGAUCAGCAGAGCGACAAAGAUGAGGAGGAGAGAGGUGCAGAGGUGAAGAGCGAAGAUGAUGAGCAGCAAGAGGAGCAGCAGCAGAGUGACAAAGAUAAGGAGGAGAAAGGUGCCGAGCAGAAGAGCGAAGAAGAUGAGGAUGAGAGAGGCGCCGAGGAGAAGAGCGAAGAAGAUGAGGAGCAAGAGGAUCAGCAGAGUGACAAAAAUGAGGAUGAGAAAGGUGCAGAAGAGAUGAGUGAAGAAGCUGAUGAUGUGAUGGACAUAGAAGAAGAGAUUGAAGAAGAUGAGGAGCAAGAAAAUGAUAAGGGGGAGGACAAGGAAGAUGAGGAUGAGGAGGCUAGCAGCCAUGCUCCAGCAUCACCACCCCCGAUAAGCCCACAGCCUGGUCCAGACUUGUCAUCAGAUGAUGAUUCCAGUGGGGAUGACAACUGCAUCCCUGAACAACCGAACGAUACAAAUGAGAUUAUGCAGGCUGCACAACACAUGCUUGACUACCUGAACGCAAUGGAAGAAAGGCAGAAAAGGCAAAAGGACUGGGAGACUCUUCACCAUCAAUUGGAAAGCAUCACACAAGAGGUUACCAGUGACCUUUCAGAAGAAGAGAAAACAGUAAAGGAGAACAAAAUGUGGGAAGUUCUUAUGAAACUGCAAAAGCUGCGUGAAGCAUCAGAUGAGGCUGCUGGUGUCUACCAUCCUCGAGCAGCGGGAUGCCGCCUUCGGGAAGAAGCUCUGAGAAGAAGUUACCAGCCAAGAGGCCUGCAUCAGCGUCAAAGGCUGGCAAGCCCAAGUGUGGCAAGGAAAUAUGAGCUCCUAAGAUCCAUCACCAUGCAGGAGUGGACCGUAGAGGUGAGGAAACGUCUUCAUGGGAAGGCCAAAGGUCAGCUCUACAAAGUCUUCAAAAGGAAGAAAGACCAGAAGCCUUUUUACACCAUGAAAGAGGCCAAAGAAUGCGGAUUCGAUGAUCCUGAUGGGAAAGUUCCAGCGGCAAUUGCCGAAAUUCGUGCCAAUUUGGCAAAGAAGGGUAGCAAAGUCAAAGUUGAGGUGGAAAUUUGUUCAGGAGAUGCACAGUUCACUCGUGCUCUUUGGCUUUGGGGAACUUUGCCGAACUUAUCCAGCCUUCGCAAACCAAUCGAUCUCAAGCAGUUGCGGGAUGCCCUUGCCAGGACUGAGUUCACACACAUCCAGUGGAUAAGCAAGGACUGCAAGUGUGAUGAUCUAGCUGCCAAAUCCCUGGCAGAGGAAGAGGAAAGAGUACGAAAUGGUACAAACCGUGGCAAUUUGCCGGAGCCCAGAUAG